AUGGCAAAGUCUCUUCAUAUUGCAAUGUUUGUAUCCAUAGUUUUGUUCUUCACGUCAUACCAAAUUUCUUCCCAAGAAAUUGAUCAAUAUUCACAAGAGGUACCUGAAGAUGUGAAGAUAUCUCCUGCAUCGGAUUUUGAUAUUUACGUCGAAUCUCCUGAUGAACCUCCAUCUAAAGAAGCUGAUUCACCCGCAAUGGAAUAUGGGAGGAAGUUUGGACAUCAUUACACGGACAAAGAGCUUGCUUUUUUUAAGGUUUGCUUUCAAAAGCUGAACUCAUCACACUGUGGAGAUGAUUUGUUCAAGAACAUGGUAGAUGAUGGAAAGCCAGUAUUGUUAGCUGAAUGUUGUGGUGAACUACUAAAGAUUGGCAAAUAUUGUUAUCUAGGAAUGGCUCAAUUCAUUUUAUCGAGUUACGAGUUUAGAAAUAUUGUGUCUAAGGCUAUUCCAAAAAGCAAACAGACAUGGAGCGAUUGUGUUCGUGUAAUUGAGAAUCAGAACUCAGUUUGGCAAUUUGAUCGUCUUUGA
Molecule: messenger RNA, 528 nt
Organism: Raphanus sativus (radish)
Lineage: Eukaryota; Viridiplantae; Streptophyta; Magnoliopsida; Brassicales; Brassicaceae
Product: protein DOWN-REGULATED IN DIF1 11
Exons: 1
Coding region: 1-528 (175 amino acids)
Source: RefSeq, a predicted model, not a curated record